CUAACUCUCUUCGCAAUUAAUUUUGCAGACAGCAUCAAAAUAUGUGUGCUGUGCAACACGGGCGGCCUGACGGAGAUCCCGGUGAAGGCGCUGCCGGAGACGGUGGAGCAGCUGUCUCUAUCCAAGAACCACUUCCCAGUGAUCCGCAGCGACGCCUUCUCCGGGCUACGCUCGCUGCGCAAGCUGUCCCUCGAUGGCAACAACAUCUCCGUCAUCAAGCCGUUCGCCUUCCGCGGCCUGCCACGCCUGCGUGAGCUCUCCAUCCAGCACACUCCGCUGACGACGGUGGCGCAGUUCGCGUUCGCGGGCCUGCAGAACCUGACCGCCAUCCUGCUGGCGCACAACCGCAUCACCCGCGUCGAAGGCUACGCGUUCGCCGGCACCUCCAGCGUGCGCCUGCUGCUGCUCACCAACAACCCCAUGCAGAAGGUGGAGACGUCGGCGUUCUCCGGCAUGACGAACGUGGAGCGCCUCAUCUUCCCGUCGGGCAUCCGCAACGUGGAGGUGGACGCCUUCAACGGGCUGGACACGGUGGGCGUGAUCAAGAUGGCGUUCAUGGACCUGAAGUCACUGCGCGCGCACACGUUCCGCGGCCUGAGCCACGUGCACGUGCUGUCCAUCCAGGAGAGCGACCUGGGCGUGAUCCGCGCCGGCUGCCUCGAGGGCCUGACGCACGUGGGCACGCUCAACGUCGUCAACAACAAGAUCGACGCCGUGCAGCAGCUCGCCAUCCGGCCGGCCAACCGCAUCCGCGCGCUGCGCUUCCUCGGCAACCACCUGCUCGAGACGCCGCGGCCCGGCGCGCUCAUCAUUCAGGGCGUGGACACGAUGGCUGUGCACGGCAACCACUUCCCGUGCGACUGCCACGUGCACACUCUGCUGGAGAGCGCGCUGGCCAACGGCAGCGCCGAGUUCCGCGCGCGCAACUUCUGCAUCUCGCCGCUCGAGAUGAACGGCAAGCCCAUCUCCGAGCUGGACCUGGAGGCUAUCGGUCGCUGCCAGGAGCAGGUGACGCGCGGCAACCUGGAGGCGCCGCUGGGAGCCGGCGCCGCGACGCCUUCCAACCCCCUGAGGUCAAUGGGAACACGUGAGGAGGAUGAUUUUGGUUAUGAUGGACGUCCUGCCCUUUCUGGAUCAGAAGCACCAGAUGACUGA
Molecule: messenger RNA, 1155 nt
Organism: Schistocerca cancellata (South American locust)
Lineage: Eukaryota; Metazoa; Arthropoda; Insecta; Orthoptera; Acrididae
Product: insulin-like growth factor-binding protein complex acid labile subunit
Exons: 6
Cellular component (GO): plasma membrane
Molecular function (GO): protein binding
Source: RefSeq, a predicted model, not a curated record